AUGCACGAGUCACAGGAGGAGGAGGAGGAGGAGGAGGAGGAGGAGGAGGAGGAGGAGGAGGAGGAGGAGGAGGAGCUCCAUGCCGGGGUGCGUGCCGACCAGGGCUCCGAGGGGAACCCCGCGGUGGCGACCAGGGCCUCCCGGGAGGCCCACGCCGGCGGCAGAGAAGGGGGCAGCGGUGUCGGUGCCUUCUCCUCCUCUGACAUCCACCCUGUCGUGGCCCCUCGGCCCUCCCCUCGGCGGCGCGCACGAGGGGGGUAUGGGGGAUUACCUUCUAUCACAACAGCACCCCGUUCAGCAAUCUGUUCGGGGAAAAACCGUGGCGAGAUGAUUGAGCCUGCUAAAAUCAUCGGACUUGCUGGCGUGACUCUCCAAACUUUAGCUCAACGGUUGCCGAAACAAUUGGAAAGCUGA
Molecule: messenger RNA, 414 nt
Organism: Prorocentrum cordatum
Lineage: Eukaryota; Dinophyceae; Prorocentrales; Prorocentraceae
Source: the annotation of a GenBank genome assembly